UCCCAGUGCAGCAUUUGACACGUAAUGGCCAUUCAGUCCUACCACCACCUUCCGUUCCAGUUUUCAUAGCGCCAAAUUGUUCACGCCAACGACCUCUCUAAGAUUCACGGAAUCUGCAGAGGUCUCUUCUCCAUCCCGUUUUAACAUGGCAUCUUCGGCGCGUGUUGCGCACUGCCAGCUGCGGCCCCCAGCACCGUCGGUUCGGUCGAAGGAGCAGUUUGUUCCAGGUCAGAUUCCCGUUCCGAAACCCAAGCCGGCGGAGUUAGAAGCCACAAACAUCGUUCUCCAGCCCCGUCUGUGUAACCUGAGAUCUUACGGGUCCGAUCGGUCGGGAGGCGUGAUCCGGACUAGAAACGACGGCGUUGAUGCCGCCGAUGACGUGUCCCCCUUCUUUGCCACCCUGUCUGAAUAUAUUGAGAGCUCUCGGAAAAGCCAUGAUUUCGAGAUCAUCUCAGGUCGCCUGGCUAUGCUUGUGUUUGCAGGGACAUUGACGAUGGAAAUCGUGACGGGGAACUCAGUGUUCAGAAAGAUGGAGAUGGAAGGGAUAGUGGAAGCAGGAGGGGUGUGUUUGGGAGCGGUAGCUUUUGCGGCCAUAUUUGCGUGGUUCUCAAGUGCUCGAAACAGAGUGAGCAAGGCGUUCACAAUCGGAUGCAACACUUUCAUCGAUUCUGUGAUUGAUCGGAUCGUGGAUAGCUUGUUCUACGAAAGUGAGCUUAGUGACUGGUCUGAUGAAUUGUGAAGCUGUGUCAGUAUCUAAGCGUUUUGGUUUGGCUGUGUGUAAAAGAAAACUAUAGAAAAUGAGAGGUGGAGGUAUAAUUAGGCAAGUGAGAGUCCAAGACUUGGAUUUGAUGAGCACCUCUGUAGCUUUAUACGUUGCUGGAUAGUACAUAGCAUGAUGAUGUAAACAGCUUAUAUAUGUUUGGUGUUUUAUAUAGAAAAGAAGAAUGGUAACUAGUUGAUAUGGAGCGUCAGAAUUACAUUCAAAAGCUCCAGACUGAUUU
This is a messenger RNA of Neltuma alba, 1001 nucleotides long. RefSeq names its product stress enhanced protein 2, chloroplastic-like. The record is from RefSeq and is a predicted model, not a curated record. NCBI's taxonomy places the organism in Eukaryota, Viridiplantae, Streptophyta, Magnoliopsida, Fabales, Fabaceae. Bases 146 to 739 code for a protein of 197 amino acids. The transcript has 2 exons. Gene Ontology annotation, biological process: cellular response to high light intensity.